AUGGUAACUGUGAAUGGCCGUCCUUUAACCAUAUUCAAUGAUUCGGGUUUUAAAAAAAUAUUGAAUCCUCUGACACAAGCAAUUGGUGAAGGUUUUACUAUUAACUCCCAGAAUAUAAAAAAACAUAUUUUUUGUGCUUCAAAAACUAUUAUUAAUGAAAUAACAGAAAAUAUCAAAAAUAGUUUAGUGAGCUUGAAAAUUGAUUGUGUAAAACGUCAUAACCGGUCCAUAAUGGGAGUUAAUAUUCAGUUCAUAAAAAACAUGAAUGUUUGUUUGGCUACCCUAGCAAUGAGGGAAAUUAACGAACAGCACACUGCUCAAAACUUAAAAAAAAUGCUUUUUGAUGUAUUGGCUAUUUACAACAUGAGAAAAGAACAAAUUUUUACAAUUACAUGUGAUAACGCUUCAAACAUGGUUAAGUUAAGUAAAAUUGUAAAUAUGUAUGAUGAAUGUGAAGCUGAAGCACCACAUAUUGAAGAGGAUUUGAUUAAUUUUGUGGAUUCAGAAGAAAAUGAGAGUGAUGAUGAAUAUGCCAUUGAAGACGGAACAUUAUUAUCAUCAAAUGAUAUAGUAAAUCAACUUUUCAAUGAAGAAGUUGAUGAUCAUGAUAACUUACAAGAAAUUAUUGUUGCUGCUAUGGAACCUAAAUCUAUAACAUCCUGUAUUAGAUGCUCUGUACACUCAUUACAAUUGUGUGUACUUGGUGGUAUAAAAUCAGCAGCCAUAUCUAAUUGCAUUCCCAAAGCUAGAGAGAUUGUAAAGAAACUAAGAACUCCCAAAUAUGCAUGUUGGCUGAAAAGGAAAAAUUUAAAAUAUGCAAUUAUCGAUAUUGAGACCAGAUGGAACUCAAUGUAUAACAUGCUCUAUAGGUUAUUAGAACUCAAAGAAUUCUGUUUGUCACAUGAGGAGACUAACCCAGACCUACAUCUAAAAAACUGUGAAUGGGACUCUAUACAAAGUGUUGUAAAUGCUUUACAUCCAGUGAAAACUGCAACACUUGCAUUGCAAAAACAAAAUUUAACAAUUGGUGAUUUUUAUGCCAUCUGGUUAAAAUCCACUCAUGGGUUGAACGCAAAUGGAUCCAUAUUAGCCAAAAAAAUAAAAUCUUUGAUGGAUAAAAGAAUGCAGGAAAAUUAUUUAUCAAACAGCACAUUUUUAGCAGCGAUUUUUGUUGAUCCUCGAUACCAGUGUUUAUUAACUCCUGAACAACAACAAAUAGCUAUAACUCGUCUUGUCGAAACAUGGGAGACAUUACUUCUAUUAAAGAAUAGAGACUCUCCUAUUGACGAAUUUCCAGAAAUUACCGCUAAUGAUAAAUCAACCAUUGAGAGUACUAUUGAAAGUAGCCAAGACUCAACAGAUCCAUUUGAAGAGUUUUUAUCAUCACAAGCUUCUCUUACAUCAAAUUCGUCUGCCUCGUCCUUAACAGUAACUUCUGAAAGUAUAUUAAAUAUAUUGAAUGGUUUUAAAAAUGUUGAGCGCAUUUCUUAUACUGCCGAUAUUUUGCAAUAUUGGAAAACACGACAAAUAACAGAUCCAGAACUUUAUCAAUUAGCAAGUGUAGUCUUAGCAGUUCCAGCGACUCAGGUCAGUGUAGAAAGGAGCUUUUCUGGAUUGAAAUUUGUUGUUUCUGAUUUGAGAACCUCAUUAGAUCCAGAACUUUUAGAAGCAAUUAUGCUGGUUAGAAGCAAUGAAAAAUUUAAAUUAUGUCAUUAA
Molecule: messenger RNA, 1716 nt
Organism: Macrosiphum euphorbiae (potato aphid)
Lineage: Eukaryota; Metazoa; Arthropoda; Insecta; Hemiptera; Aphididae
Source: the annotation of a GenBank genome assembly